AUGCGUUAUUAGUUAGUGGGGUGGGAGGAAGUCGGAAUAUCUAGAGAAAUGGUUGGCAUAGGAUGCAUUGCGGGAGUAGGAGUUUACCACCCCAGCUGGCAGCAUCAUCGAAUUCGAAUUCUCGCUUCUAAAUCUGAAGAAGCAGUUAAAGUAACACGGUGGUGGUCGUUGCUCUCUGCUUCUGCAUACGAGACUCGUCAUCGGUGCAGGCCCAGGCCCAGGCGUCCGUGUUGUGGGCCUGACAAUAUAGACGCCGAGGAGGAGGGACCCUCUACUUCGGAGCGACUAGAGUUAGAGUGGAAGCUCCUCAGCAGAAGGAUUGGAGAUUCCGGCAUAAUUUCUUCGUGUUUGGUCGGUCUCCUCACCGGCUUCGCUGUCGUGCUCUUCAAUUAUGCUGUCCAUGAAAUUCGUGAUUUGUUCUGGGAUGGGAUACCCAAUCGUGGCGCCUCAUGGUUGAGAGAAGCGCCUAUUGAGACAACAUGGGCACGGGUAGUACUGGUUCCGGCUUUUGGAGGCGCUGCCGUGUCUGUGCUAAACCUCCUCCGUUCACGUUUUGAUUCCUCUCUCCAACAAGAUCCUUUCCUCCGAACACCUUCUGCCUACCUCAAGUCUGCUUCCCGCCCUUUGCUAAAGGCCGUGGCAGCUUCUGUUACUUUAGGCACAGGCAAUUCCUUGGGUCCAGAGGGUCCCAGCGUCGACAUUGGCACUUCCAUCGCCAAAGGCCUCGCUCCUUUCUUUCACAAUGGAAAGACUUCCGGCAGAAUGCUCUCCCUUCUUGCUGCUGGAUCUGCUGCUGGCCUCUCUGCCGGUUUCAAUGCUGCUGUUGCCGGUUGCUUUUUUGCUGUCGAGUCUGUCUUGUGGCCAUCACCUGCAGAUGCAUCUUUACCACUUACUAAUAAUACUUCCAUGGUCAUACUCAGUGCUGUCAUUGCUUCUGUAGUUUCUGAGAUUGGCCUUGGCUCUCAACCAGCCUUUAAAGUUCCAGACUACGACUUCCGGUCGCCCGGUGAGCUCCCGCUGUAUCUAUUGCUGGGUAUUUUAUGUGGCCUGGUGUCAUUGGUCCUAUCUAGGUGUACGUCAUAUAUGUUGACUAUUGUUGACAAUCUGCACAAGGCCACGGGUAUUCCACGAGCUUCAUUCCCUGUAUUGGGGGGCUUAUCGGUUGGGUUGAUAGCAUUGAUAUAUCCUGAAAUCCUCUACUGGGGUUUUGAGAAUGUUGACAUUUUAUUAGAAUCUCGGCCAUUUGUUAAAGGCCUUUCCACUGAUCUAUUGCUUCAGCUAAUAGCCGUCAAGAUAGUUGCAACUUCUCUGUGCAGGGCUUCUGGAUUAGUGGGGGGGUAUUAUGCCCCAUCUCUCUUUAUUGGUGGUGCAACUGGGAUGGCUUAUGGAAAAUUAAUUAGUUUGGCAAUUGCUGAGUUUAAUCCCAUGAUUAACCUCUCUGUGUUGGAAGUGGCAUCACCGCAAGCUUAUGGCCUGGUUGGAAUGGCUGCAACUCUUGCAGGAGUUUGUCAAGUACCACUUACUGCAGUUUUGCUUCUGUUUGAAUUAACACAGGACUAUCGAAUUGUUCUACCGCUGCUUGGAGCUGUAGGGUUGUCUUCGUGGAUUUCAUCUGUACAGACAAAAAUAGAUGACAAAGGGGCAAAAAAGAUCAAAUCAGAAAAUUCAAAUUUUACAUCACUUUCCAAAAUAUCUUCUCAUAGUUCAAUUGAGUCAUCUGCUGGCAAUACCUUUGCUGAAGAUGCGCCAUAUUUGAGUAAUUUGUGUCAAGUGGAAAGUUCACUUUGUGUAGAGGAUGAUAAUGUUGAAACAACAUAUAUUGUAAGGAGAACAUUUGUUUCAGAAGCCAUGAAGACGAGAUACGUGACGGUUUCAAUGUGCACACUACUUACAGAAGUAAUAGAUCUCAUGAUUGCAGAGAAACAGUCUUGUGCAGUAAUUGUUGAUACUGAUGAUACAUUAAUCGGUUUCUUGACACUUAGAGACAUUCAAGAGUAUGGUAAAUUUGCUAAAGCAAGAAGCAAAAAACACAAGGAGCUUUUAGUUUCUGAAUUAUGCCUUUUAGAUGGACAAAUAUGCAGCGUGCCAUGGACAGCUACACCUGAUAUGGAACUUCGUUAUGCUCAAAUGAUUAUGAAGGAGCGCGGAUUCAAUCAAGUUCCAGUCGUGAGGAAUAUCUACGAAAGAACGUAUCCAGUUGGCAUUAUAGACCCUGAGAGUAUCAGGCUAACAUGCAGUGCUUUGGCCACCAGACAAACCCUCAGCUAAUAUUCCUCACUUAAUUACAUUUCGGAGGCUGAAGACUCUGCUCUCAUCUUAUAUUUCUUGGUUUUGAAUUAUGAACCAUUUUUAGUAAUUCGAUUGUCAUCCUUUAAACGUCAAGUUGAAUUACGCCACGUCGGUUCCGUGUUAUACGUAAAAGAAAGGGCUCAAUUGAGUUGUGUUCUGUUAUUGCUGGAUGAAAUAUAGGUAGAUGCCUAAGAAAGAACUCUUGUAAACUGAUAAAGCUACUUAUACUGUUCGAUAUUUGAUUUGCAGGAUCGAUUUGGUACGUCAA
This is a messenger RNA of Vigna angularis (adzuki bean), 2557 nucleotides long. RefSeq names its product chloride channel protein CLC-e. NCBI's taxonomy places the organism in Eukaryota, Viridiplantae, Streptophyta, Magnoliopsida, Fabales, Fabaceae. Gene Ontology annotation, cellular component: chloroplast thylakoid membrane. The record is from RefSeq and is a predicted model, not a curated record. The transcript has 7 exons. Gene Ontology annotation, molecular function: voltage-gated chloride channel activity. The coding region runs from base 49 to 2268 and encodes 739 amino acids. Gene Ontology annotation, biological process: transmembrane transport; chloride transport.